Daucus carota subsp. sativus is the source of this 3711-nucleotide messenger RNA. RefSeq lists its product as uncharacterized. Lineage: Eukaryota; Viridiplantae; Streptophyta; Magnoliopsida; Apiales; Apiaceae. Gene Ontology annotation, cellular component: CCR4-NOT complex. The coding region runs from base 146 to 3184 and encodes 1012 amino acids. The transcript is spliced from 14 exons. Gene Ontology annotation, molecular function: RNA binding; ubiquitin-protein transferase activity. The record is from RefSeq and is a predicted model, not a curated record. Gene Ontology annotation, biological process: protein ubiquitination.
AAACCCCGCAGCAUAAAAAACCCAUUCUCCCAACUCAUCUCAAUCUCUCUCUCUCUAAAAGGUCUUUCUCGCUAUCAUUUUCAUCGAUCGCGUCUCUCACAAAUCCAAUCAAUCCAUCAAUCUAUACAUACACACAACUGCAAUCAUGAGCAACGAGGGAGAAAAGACUUGCCCUCUCUGUGCUGAAGAGAUGGAUUUGACUGAUCAGCAGUUGAAGCCAUGCAAGUGUGGUUAUGAGAUUUGUGUUUGGUGCUGGCAUCACAUAAUAAACAUGGCUGAGAAAGACAAUGUAGAAGGCAGGUGUCCAGCAUGUCGAACCCCUUAUAACAAGGAAAAAAUUGUGGAAAAGGCAGCUCAGUGUGAAAGGUUGUUGUCUGAGUUGAAUGUGGAGAAGAAAGGGAAGUCAAAGUCGAAAAGUAAAGCACCUGAUGGUAGAAAGAACCUAAGUAGUGUUCGAGUGAUUCAACGAAAUCUUGUCUACAUUGUGGGGUUACCUCUUACUUUGGCAGAUGAAGACCUCCUACAAGGAGCGGAAUACUUUGCUCAAUAUGGGAAGGUGCUUAAAGUGUCAAUCUCUCGUACGGCAGCUGGGACCAUUCAACAAUUUCCAAAUAGCACUUGUAGUGUAUAUAUUACUUAUUCAAAGGAGGAAGAAGCAGUUCGUUGCAUUCAGUCAGUGCAUGGUUACACAUUGGAGGGUAGACCAUUAAGGGCCUGCUUUGGAACCACAAAAUAUUGCCAUGCAUGGCUGAGGAGUGUGCCAUGCAUCAAUCCUGAUUGUCUAUACUUGCAUGAAAUUGGUACACAAGAAGAUAGUUUCACUAAAGAUGAAAUAAUAUCAGCAUACACAAGAAAUAGAGUUCAACUGAGUGUGGGUGCCACAAUCGACACACAACGACGAUCUGGGAGUGUAUUACCACCACCAGCAGACGACUUCUGUAAUGACAGCUGCUCCUCAUCUGGAAUACAUCAUAAUAAAAGCUCAACGGAUAACCUUGACAUCUCUUCUCAAAACAUAUUGGAGUCAUCUGUCUGGCAAACUCCGGCAAGCAGUGUGAGGGGCUCUCCACCAAAUAGUCACUCUAGUAAAUCUGUUGGUCUUCCUGCAGCAGCAUCUUGGGGAGCGCGUGCUUCAAAUAGUCAACCAUCACCAACAAGCAUGGCAAGCUCAAAUGGACCUUCUAAGCAGAAAUCUGAUACAGGUGGCAUUUCAGUCGCAUUUUCAACUGCAGUAGUGAGCCCAGCCAAAGUCUCCUUAAUGCAUAAUACUUCAGGAAAGAAACUUAAUGGAGAAGGUUGGUUUCCCUUACAGAGGAAUAAAUCUGUUCCAGUAGCAUCUGUGGGAAUACAGGAUGUAGAUAAGCAACAAAAGUCAUCGAAUACUUCCACCAAGAUUGGACAUUUUGAUAAACUAGUGACAAGUGACCAGAUAUCUACGCCAUCGCCAAAAGUAGAUGGGUCCACAAGCAUGGCAGAUAUCACAGUGCAGUCUUGCAGUAUCAAUUCAGAAAGAAAUUCACAUCUACCUGUAGAGAGUAAAGUUAAGGAAUUAUGUUCUGAUAUGUUGUCUCUAAAUAUAAUUACUCAUGGGCCACAGCACGUAGACACAAAAUACAGAGAACUCUUGUCAACAGAUGCUGCAGCAAAGGAUGCAUCCUCCAGUAAGGAUCCUGUUGCAGCAAGGGAUCUGUCUGAAUUUAAAUUAGUGUCGCCGUCGCAAGUAGCAGAAAGUGAUACUUGUAAAGUUAAGGAUGAUAUCCAAUCUUUUAAUAUACAAAGACGCAGGGAUCCUGAAGUUACCAAUAGCACAGAUAGUAGUAUAGGUCGGUUAUCAGAUAGUUUUAGGGAUCUACAUUCUCAAGAGGCUUUCCGUAUACCCAGCACCAAUUUUAAUCUAAAUAAUGUAGAUAAUCAACCUAGCAAGUUUUCUGUUCCGCAAGCAUAUAAUGCCCCAGUUAUUUCGAAUGGUUAUGCUGGGAACCAGACUAGAAGUUUUGAUUUGGAUACCAGUGCUAAUGAUUCUUCUUAUAUGCUACAAGAUGAACUGAAAUUGCAUGAUGGAAGACAUGGCAGUGCGUUAGUAAACCACGAUAGUAUUUUAGCAGACGGAAUGGGAGAGAGCAGCAUCAUAUCAAAUAUUUUGUCAAUGGACUUCGAUUCAUGGGAUGAAUCUUUGGCUUCACCCCAGAAUUUGGUUAAGUUACUAGGUGAAACUGAUAAACAGCUGGGUUCUCUUGGUGCAUCGAAUACGAAGAAAGUACAAAACAGCAAUCAGUCUAGGUUCUCUUUUGCAAGAGAGGAACAUCAAGCAUCCAAUUUUGGGCCAUCAUCUGCUGGCGUUGAGCAAACUCUCAGGAAUCAUUCUCUUACGAAUGGUUUCAAGGACAAUGGAAACCAUUAUCACAGUGGUACUGCCAAUGGUUAUUCUACUUUGAGUGCGCAUCAACCUGGUGAUUUUGCAAGCACCCAUUUUCAUAAUUCACCGAACAGGUUUUCUGUUUCUAGAGCACCUGUAACAGCCCCUCCUGGAUUUUCCGGGCCUACCAGAGCUCCACCUCCAGGCUUUUCCUCUUUUGAAAGGAUGGAACAGACAUUUGACGUAAACUCUGGGAAUCAUUUGCUCAACAAUUCAUCUUACUUGAGAAAUGCUAGUCAGUCACCUUCUAGAAUGUAUAAUGAUUCCACCAAUUCAGAUAUAGAGUUUAUUGAUCCUGCAAUAUUGGCAGUAGGUAAAGGCAGACUUCCUAAUGGGUUUAAUAACCCUAGUUUAGACAUGAGGUCAACUUAUCCUACCCAGAUGAGUAAUUAUGAGAAUGAGGCAAGAUUGCAGCUAAUGAUGCAAAGAUCUGUUUCACCACAGCAGAACCCCAGAUAUGUCGAAAUGGGUAACAGUUUUUCUUCUUAUCCGGAUAAUUAUGGAAUGCCUCCAACGAUUUUUGAGCAGGCUUUGGCAAACAAUGGAUCCCAGUAUUCUCAAUUUGGUCUUUCACAGUCCAGAAAUCAACUUGUGUCGAGCGGUAGUUGGGAUGGUUGGAAAGAGGUUCAGAGUGGAAAUGGCUCAACUGCGGCAGAGUUUCUUAGAUCGGAGAGAUUGGGAGGAAAUCAGUACUUUAGUGGUCGCCAGGAUUCGAAGUACCGGAUUUCCAGUUCUGGAGAUUUAUAUAAUCAAACAUAUGGGAUUUGAACUUUGUCUAGUGGACUAAUCCCUUUAAUGUUGAAACUGAUAUAGAAUGACUAUAUCCAACUUGUCAUGACAGCAGUGAACUGAUAAAAUGUGGCUGGAUCUUGACUGGUUUUACUGGUUAACCUGCUGAUUGGUGGAGUGAACGUUCUGAUAACCGUCUCCUCCAAAACCAGCAGGAAACUAAGCUAUCAAGUCUUGGUUUGAAGCUGCAUGAUACAGAAAGGUACACAAGAUCCUAUUGAUUAUGGUUAUUAUGCUAGAAGAGCCCAGGAUCGAAACUGUGAAUCAGGAUGAAAUCGCAGGUUAUGAACUUUAGUGUUUACUGUCUUGGUGCUGGAAGUGGCUCUAAAAUUAUUGCUUCAGCUGUCAAUUUGUGCUAUAGAAGUUUUGAGCAAAUACUGUCUGCUGGAAGUAGCUCUAGUUUGUUUACCUUGUUGCAAAAAGAGACAAUUUGUUUACAGGAGUUUUGAGCAAAUACUGUGCAAGUUGAGUGUUUUAUCAUGCUACAUGCUCUGAGUUCCAAGUUU